This is a messenger RNA of Metopolophium dirhodum (rose-grain aphid), 3807 nucleotides long. RefSeq lists its product as uncharacterized. The record is from RefSeq and is a predicted model, not a curated record. The coding region runs from base 1 to 3807 and encodes 1268 amino acids. Gene Ontology annotation, biological process: DNA repair; telomere maintenance. The transcript has 5 exons. NCBI's taxonomy places the organism in Eukaryota, Metazoa, Arthropoda, Insecta, Hemiptera, Aphididae. Gene Ontology annotation, molecular function: DNA helicase activity.
AUGAAAUCAGCGUUUAAUUAUCAAUCCGAGAUUGAUUAUUUAAAUAUUAGAGCGCUUCAAAUUGGACGAAUGACUAUAUUAUGUCCUAAGUGCCAUGCAAAAAAAUGGAAAGAUGAAACCCAUGGACUUUGCUGCGCUGACGGUAAAGUUGUUUUACACCAAUUUGAGGAUCUUCCAGACCUAAUUAAAAGUUUAAUUGAUAAUUCUCACCCUCUAUCAAAACAUUUCUUUGAUAAUUCUAAACGGUAUAACACUCUGUUUCAAAUGACAUCGUUUGGAGCAAACGAAAUAAGUGAAGGGAACUUCAUGCCCUCUUUUAAAAUUCAGGGUCAAGUGCAUCAUUUAAUAGGUAGUUUAUUACCCGAAAUUGGAAAUAAUGCUAAAUUUUUACAAAUAUAUUUUAUGUCAGAGUCGGAUCAAAUAUCUAUUCGAACAAAUAUGAUUCCAAAUUUAAAAAGAGGUCUCAUUGAAUCAUUGCAAACAGUUUUGCGUGAAAAUAAUCACCUCAUACAGAGCUUUAGAUCUAAUCUGGAGUCGAGGUCGUUUGAUGAGUUGCAAAACUUUAAAUUAAUUAUUCAUGCUGACAGAGUUCCUCAAGAUGAACACAGAGGUCAAUAUAAUGCACCUACCAUCGAUGAAGUAGCUGUAUUAUUAGUUAAUGAAGAUAAAGGUCCCAGAGAUAUAGUUCUGCAUGGUCGGAGUGGACACUUGAGUCGAGUUUCCGAAUUGAAUAGAUCUUAUGAUGCACUGCAAUAUCCAUUGAUGUAUACUAGAGGCGAAGACGGUUAUCACAUUAAUAUAUUACAGGAAAAUAACCAAAAUCGAACCAAAACUGUAUCCUGCAUGCAAUUUUAUUCUUAUAGGUUUAUGGUUAGAGAAACAAGUCUAAAUCAUCUACAUUAUUACAAAACAUUAUUCAGCCAAUUCGCCGUAGAUAUGAUGGCAAAAAUGAUUUCUGAAAGACUACACUUUAUUCGUAACCAUCAAAAACAACUACGUGCGGAUGAUUAUGUUCACCUCCGAGAUGCUGUUAACAAUGAUGCAAAUAUUAAUGCUAAUAACGUGGGGCAACAAGUAAUUCUUCCCUCCUCUUUUACUGGCUCCCCACGUUACAUGCAUGAAAAAAAUCAGGAUGCCAUGACUUAUGUUCGUAAAUUUGGCCGUCCAGAUUUAUUUAUUACUUUUACAUGCAACCCGGAAUGGCCGGAAAUAAAAAAUGAAUUAUUUCAAGACCAAAAGUCUGUUGAAUGGCAAAAACGAGGUUUGCCACACUGCCACAUUAUUUUGUGGUUACAAACGAAAAUUCAGCCAGAUGAAAUUGAUAAAAUUAUUUCUGCCGAGAUACCAAACAAAGACAGAGAUCCUAUAUUUUAUGAAAUAGUAUGCAAGAAUAUGAUUCAUGGCCCAUGCGGCGAGUUAAAUAUUAGAUCGCCAUGUAUGAAUAAUGGAAAAUGUAGUAAGAAAUACCCUCACAAAUUGGUCAAGGAUACUCAAACUGGAGAUGAUGGUUAUCCGACUUACCGACGGAGAUCACCAGAUGAUGGAGGUUAUACUGCAAUAUUAAAAGUUCGUGGUCAAACAGAAAUCGUGGUUGACAACCGUUGGGUUGUACCGUAUUGUCCAUUGCUAUCUAGGUGCUUUAAUGCGCAUAUUAACGUAGAAUACUGUCAUUCGGUUAAAGCGAUAAAAUACAUAUGUAAAUAUAUUAAUAAAGAAUCAGAUAGAGCUACUUUUUCUGUUAAUCGUAAAAACGAUGAGAUUACAAAUUAUUUGAAUGGUCGAUACAUAUGUACUUCUGAAGCGUUUUGGAGAAUUUUGAAUUUUGAAAUCCAUGAUAGAGAUCCGACAGUUCAGCACUUGGCUGUUCAUCUAGAAAAUGGACUGCGUGUUUUCUUUAAUGCUAAUAAUCUUCAUCAAGUUAUUGAAAAUCCAAGAAAAACGACACUAACUGCAUUUUUUGAACUGUGUUCACAUGAUGAUUUUGCGAAAACACUGUUCUAUCAUGAAGUUCCUUCUUAUUACACCUGGGAUAAUAGCAGAGGCUGGUUAAAGAGAAGACGGGGAAAAGAUGUUCCAGGUUGGCCAGGAAUAAAAAUGGACACUGCCAUUGGUAGAAUUUACACGAUUCACCCAAAUCAAAGUGAGUGCUUCCAUUUAAGAUUGUUACUAAAUUAUGUACAAGGUCCUACUUCAUUUGAAAGCUUGAAGGCCUUUGAUGGAGUCAUUCACGCGACUUUUAAAGCUACCUGUUUUGCUCUUGGGCUUUUAGAAAAUGACGAGCAAUGGAAAAAUACUCUAGCGGAGGCAACUCUUUCAGAAAGUCCUUCAAAAUUAAGAGAAUUAUUCGCAAUAAUCAUAGUUUUCUGCCAACCGUCUGAACCUCAAUCUUUGUGGGAACAGUUCAGAAAUGAUUUUUGUGAAGAUAUUCUUCAUACAGAGCGCACUCGAUUAAAUGACUUGCAAUUUACUUUUUCUGAUGAAAUAUUUAAUAGAGGUUUGAUUGAAAUAGAAGAUAAAGUUGUUUGUCUGUCUGAAAAAUAUUUAACUGAAUUUGGAAUGAACUCACCUGUUCGAAAUGAAAAUGCAUCUGAUCCUUUUGAAUUCUCAAUUUUGCGUUCUUACGAUAAUAACCGAUUACAAGAAUUUGUAGAAAUCAAUUUACCAAAAUUAGUAAAUGAUCAAAAAUAUGCAGAAAGUAAAGUUGCAUUAGCAGUAGCUUCAUCUGGUAUAGCAGCAACUCUCCUUAGUGGCGGCAGAACUGCUCACUCGACUUUCAAGUUACCGUUAAAUGUAUUAUUUGAUACAGAAUACGUUUGUCCGAUUCGUAAAAAUGGCCCUCUUGGAAAAAUUCUUCAAGAAACCUCAUUCGUUGUGUGGGAUGAGUGUACAAUGAGUCGCAGAUCACAUAUCGAAGCAACUGAUCGAACAUUAAAAGAUCUUAGGUAUAAUAAUAAGUUUAUGGGUGGCAUAGCAUUUGUUUUCGCUGGUGAUUUCCGUCAAACCUUACCAGUAAUCCCUAAAGAAAAACUUUAUUUGCGAACAAACAUGAGAGUUUAUUUAUGCGGAGGGGACGAUAUUUUUCCAGCACAGUUGUUGAAAAUUGGAAAUUUAACUUUAGAAAAUGAAAAUGGUUACAUUUCUGUCAAUCACACGAUUGGACGGGUGGUCAAUAACGUGGAAGAGUUGAUUUCUACAGUUUAUCCUGACAUUUUUAUUCUGUCCAAUAAAUCUUAUCAGUGGUUAUGUGAAAGAGCUAUUAUCUCUCCAAGAAAUGUAACAGCAGAAGAAAUUAAUGAUAUCAUCCUUCUAAAAUUCGAUGGACACUCACGUGAAUAUCUAUCUAUUGAUACAGUUACAUCAACAGAUGAUGCUAUUCAUUAUCCACAAGAAUUUCUCAAUUCUCUUUCUCCUUCGGGAUUUCCUCCUCAUAAACUAAAAUUAAAAAUUGGUGCUCCAAUUACAUUAUUACGUAAUCUUCAACCACCGAACUUAUGUAACGGUACAAGAUUACAAAUAAAAUCGUUGCGAAAUAAUAUUAUAGAAGCCGUAAUUCUUACAGGGCCAGCGAAAGGAGAAAUUGCAUUUAUUCCAAGAAUUCCCAUGAUUCCCUCUGACUUGCCGUUUUCUUUCAAACGGCUUCAAUUCCCGGUUAAAGUUUCUUUUGCCAUUACCAUAAACAAAGCACAAGGUCAAACAUUCAAAUCGUCAAAUCCGUUCCCAUUUAUGGAACUUACUUCUCAACAAGGAAACACAAACUUCUUUGAAAGAAGACUAAGCGAACACCAAUUACAUUCAGUUGCACUCUGA